AUGUCGAAAAAAACGGAAGAGAAGUUCUCCUGUGAAAUGUACAGCAACAGAUUCUUUAUACUGUGUGCUGUAGGCGGUGCGUUAGCUUGCGGUUCCACUCAUACGGCAGUCACACCGCUCGACCUGGUCAAGUGUCGCCUGCAGGUGGAUCCACUCAAGUACAAAUCUAUCUUCACAGGGUUUGGCGUUUCUUUCAAAGAAGGUGGCGUCCGCAAUCUUGUUAAAGGAUGGGCGCCAACUUUGAUUGGUUACUCGCUGCAAGGCUGUGCUAAGUUCGCGGGUUAUGAAUACUUUAAAUAUCUGUAUGCCAAAAUGGUGUCUGAAGAUAAUGCCUUUUUGUACAGAACCUACCUAUACUUGGCGGCAUCUGCGUCAGCUGAGUUCAUCGCUGACUGUUUUUUAGCACCUUUUGAGGCUACUAAAGUGCGUAUGCAAACAACUCCCGGCUACACUUCUCAGAUGAGGAAAGCAAUGCCACACAUGCUUAAUACUGAGGGCAUAGGCGUGUUUUAUAAAGGAUUGCCACCGCUUUGGGGAAGACAAGUUCCAUAUACUAUGAUGAAGUUUUCAUCAUUCGAGAAAACUGUAGAAUACUUAUAUGACAAUGUGGUGCCAAAACCGAGGGCCGAAUGCACGAAGGCCGAACAACUGAUAGUGACGUUCACGGCAGGAUACAUAGCAGGCGUGCUCUGUGCUAUUGUGUCACAUCCCUCUGACACGAUAGUAUCUAAGUUGAACAAGGAUCCAAGCGCAUCUAUCGGCGGCAUCAUAUCAGAGGUUGGAAUGGUUGGAAUCUGGCGCGGUCUGGUGGCGCGUAUCAUCAUGAUUGGGACGCUCACCGGUCUGCAGUGGUUCGUUUACGAUGCUUUCAAAGUGUAUACGGGUAUGCCACGUCCACCUCCUCCAGAAAUGCCAGCUUCUCUCGCUAAGAAAUUAGCUGAAGAGGCUAAAAAGAAAAAGUAA
Messenger RNA from Arctia plantaginis, 963 nucleotides. Lineage: Eukaryota; Metazoa; Arthropoda; Insecta; Lepidoptera; Erebidae. The record is from the annotation of a GenBank genome assembly.